UUCCACGCGCCGUCUCACGCGGAAUAAACUAUUACUUAAAUGUUGAUUUCCCACGUGCAUCGAGCCGAUACCGAGGACCGUGACACAAGAGCCGGAACAAAAACAACGUGUAACGCGUAGAAUUACCUCCUUUAAAUAGACGUGCAUAAAUGUGUUAUGAGUUAUCGUGUGUUAUCGUCUUUUAAUACCCGUUACCACAAGAUUUGAAUAAAAAAACUUUAAACUGUCCUUGCUUUAUCGAAGAAGGAAAAAAUUGAGGUCGUUUAAUAAUAAUACUACGAUAGAACGAAGUAUGAAGUGCAAGAACUAAAAAUUAGUUUAAAUAUCGAGGUCGUGAUAUGUGAAAGUAAUAAUUACAUUCGAUUGAUAAAAAGUAUUUUUCAAAAGUCGUGUAAAAACCUUGUUUAAUAUCGUUUCGUGCUAUAAAUGAAAAGCAUUUAGUAGCUUUUGUGCAAUAAAUGCUUAAAUAUAUACACUUUUUAAUUGAUUACGCUUUAAUCCUCUUCAUGAGUAAAUAGGAAAGAGGACAGGGAGGAAUUAAACGGAAAAAUAAAGAGAAAUUAUGUUUACUUUGAAAAUUGAUUUGGAAAUUAAUAUAUCUGUCCAUGCUCUUCACGUCUUUGUUAAGUACAAUUAACGCCUUGACUCGCGGAGGACCAAACAUCUAAUAUAGUUGGCUUGAUCUUCAUAUGCUGAAGCACGGAUCAUUGGAUCUUAAUUUUACGAACAUUCCACGCUCGUUAGUGAUCUCACAAGUGAGCGCAGAACCGAGCCCCACCGACGAGCAGCAGAUCAGCGCAGAUUCAGCAGGAAGACUUCGCCGAGAUCCAACCACCCACAAGUAUAAAACCUACCUAAUACUAAACGAAUCCCAUCGUCGAACACGAAGAGUUCUCAUCUAACUCUAUCACCAAGCCAGAUUCACCCAACCGCGCCGACAUCGUAGAAUGGUAGAGAGUGAAUUUGGUUCAAAGCACAAUCAGAAGUGUGAUGUAAAAGACGAGCGGCUAAACGGCUGUAGCUCUAAGGACCUCGAACUUGCCCGUAUUGGAACAAAGGGCAAAACCCUAGAUCCAGAGAAAGGAUCCAUCGUUAAAGCAGAUUUUGAGAAGGCCAUUGAACUUACCGACUAUGGCAAAUUCCACUAUUUCCUCCUCACGGUAUGCGGCUUCGUCAGCACUAGCGAGGAGAUGGACGUGAUUUCCAUGUCCUUCAUUCUACCUAGUGCACAAUGUGACUUGAAGCUCGAUACCCAAGCCAAGGGAUGGCUCAACUCCAUCAUCUUCAUCGGUAUGAUGGCGGGGGCGUACGCCUGGGGCUCCGUCGCGGAUGCCUUGGGUCGCCGGAAGGUUCUUAUCGCCAUCUCCUUCACGAACGCGCUUUGCAUCGUCGCCUCCAGCUUCAGCCAGUCUUAUGAACUAUUUAUGUUCUUCCGUUUCCUCAAUGGUGCCGCUCUUGGAGGCAGUGGACCCGUCAUCUGGUCCUAUUUCGCUGAAUUCCAGCCGAAGUCGAAGCGAGGCUCAAUGCUGUCCUUCAUGGCUGCCUUCUGGACCCUUGGGAAUCUUUUUGUUGCUGGUUUAGCAUGGUUGAUCAUCCCUAAUGACAUCGGUAUCACGAGCUUAGCAUUCACGUACAAUUCAUGGCGAAUCUUCCUGCUGAUCUGCGCUGCUCCAUCGUUUAUCGUCGCGGGGCUGCUCCUGCUGCUCCCUGAAUCACCCAAAUACCUCUUGACCUGCGGAAAACACGAAGAGGCGCUCGAUAUUUUCCGUGGGAUUUAUUCCAUAAACACUGGGAAACCGCGUGACAGUUACACGGUCAAAGAACUCAUUCUGGACGACUUUCAAGAACCGGAACCGACAAGAAAUAUUAUCGAAAGGAACAGAUGCAAGACAAUGCUCGCUGACAUCGUAGACAAUAGCAAACAACUGUUUGUCUCGCCGAUACUUCGUUUCACCGUAAUAUCGAUCAUCAUCAAUUUCACUUUCCAUAUCGGUUAUUACGGUCUUAUGAUGUGGUUCCCGGAGUUAUUUAAUCGUUUUGACGAAUUUCAUCGCGAUCAUCCAGACGACGUUGCUUCGAUAUGCCAAGUGACGGAUUACGUGGUACGAAAUGGUUCACAUAGCGAGAAUUUUUGUUCCGAUAAAAUUGGCGCUUCCGUUUUUAUGGAAUCGCUGAUCACCGUAGCGUCUGCUAUACCCGCGAACAUCCUCGCUGUUUUAGGAAUGGAUCGUCUUGGUCGUAAAUUCUUUUUGGUGUUUAGUACAUUUUCAUCGGGCCUGUGUUCAAUUGGAUUGUACUUCGUGUAUAGCAAACACCACAACUUGAUCGUUUCAGCAAUCUUUAGCGGGGUAAUAAGCUGCGGCAAUGCAGCCUUAGAUUGUUUAAUAACCGAGGUAUUCCCCACACAUCUUCGUGCGACCGGAAUCGCUAUUUCCAUGGUCGCAGCACGUCUCGGUGGAAUCAUUGGAAACAUCGUAAUAGCUCAACUUUUGGACUUGUAUUGUCCAGCACCAACUUUCAUCGUCGCUGCUCUUUUAAUUGGUGGAGGAUUAUUGUGCUUAUUCUUACCAAACACAACUCGGGAACCACUUUCCUGACAUCGUUGGAUAAUUAAAUCAAGCCGAACGCAUCACUGUACAACCGUACACGUAUUUGUUAAAGUGAUAAAAGUUACUGUGCCACAGAGGAGCGCAUUGUACGUUACAUACCAUGCAUUUGCUCGCAUUUACGAAAUGGUCACGAAAUGGUCACAAAUGGCGGGUCUCGUAGCGAUCGAGCUUCACAUUCCUAUUUUGCAUAUCAAGUUCGAAUGGCAAUAAAAGAAGUAGUGGUAAUUCAGUAACAUUUGUAGUAAAUAGUAGCAGAUAUUUUCAAGAAUAAAUGUGAAUGAAUCCAUACGGAAUUUUCUUUAUAAGAAAGCAUAGAAACAGUAAUGUAAGAGAUUCUCAUGUAUUUGCAAAUAUUAUAUGUUAGUACGUUUUGAUCUUUAAAUCGUGUGUGAAUUAUGUAUAUCGAUUUAUAUUAACCGUUCAUUCCUCGAUGUUUUUAACAUUUUUACUAUGUAUGUACUUUUGUAUCUUUUAUCAUUUGUUCAUAUACUCCAAACAUAAUCGUUGCUGUUGUGAGUUGGGUAUCCUAUGGCUUUGUAAGAUACAAGCCAUUUAAUAUGUAGAAGAAAACUAUAACGACAAAAGAAAGUAAAUUUUUCCUUACAGAACAA
This is a messenger RNA of Ceratina calcarata, 3220 nucleotides long. RefSeq names its product synaptic vesicle glycoprotein 2B. The transcript has 10 exons. Gene Ontology annotation, biological process: transmembrane transport. NCBI's taxonomy places the organism in Eukaryota, Metazoa, Arthropoda, Insecta, Hymenoptera, Apidae. The record is from RefSeq and is a predicted model, not a curated record. Gene Ontology annotation, molecular function: transmembrane transporter activity. The coding region runs from base 948 to 2597 and encodes 549 amino acids. Gene Ontology annotation, cellular component: membrane.